AUGGGUGACGACAGUGAGUGGAUGAAGUUGCCCAUUGACCAGAAGUGUGAACACAAGGUGAUUUACCCCUUUAACACACACACACACACACACACACACACACACACACACACACACAAUAAGACAAACCUGACUUUCCUCAGUGUUGAGUCCUUGCUGGAUGUUUUUCAGCAGCUGUGGUUUUGUUUCAUAAAAUGUUAUCCAAUAGCAAACCCAGCAUUCUCAUUGUAAGCUCAUUUAUAGAGCAGCUUUUCUUGAACUUGUUUACUUCCACAAAAACAUCUCAUUUAGACUGGAUUUCCAGCAGCAUAGAGCUAGACUGGAGAAGGCUUAUUGGCUUCUUCCAAAAGGAUAACUUAAAACCCAGUGACGCUUAUGAUUUGAUAGUUUCUAAUCCCUGUCUUCAGAGUUUCUCUCAAAUGAUCAAACCACUUACACUGACUGCUUCAAUCACAAUGGAUGAUAUGCUAGGCCAAACAACUACCAAAGAAGGCCCGUUUUAAAUUAGUUUCUCUACCCUGUCAUUCCAACUAGAAUCUGGAUCACAUCAUCCUAUCCCUUAGUUAUAAACUCUAAAUUACCUUGACUCCCUCUCCUCACAAUGCUCACUGUUCUCCUGCUUCAUCCCAACCAAGGUGUGGAAAGCCAGACUAAAUGGAUAUGAAGAUGCCCUGAAGCUCUUCCAGCGUAUAGAGGACGAGAAGAGCCCAGAAUGGGGCAAAUACCUGGGCCUGCUUAAGAAGUUUGUGACAGACUCGAACGCUGUGGCUCAGCUCAAGGGCCUCGAGGCAGCACUUGCUUACGUUGAGAAUGCUCAUUUGGCUGGCAAGUAAGUACUAAACCUACAUCAGUUAUCUGACUACACGGAUUGUACUGUGUAAAAAUAAGUAAUAAAUAACUUGUUCUCCGUCUUCAGGCUACUUGAAUAUUUCCUGAUGUAAACACUGUUUAAAGAAGUAAUGCAUUGCCUUAACUUAUAGCCUGGGUCUACAGGUUAGGUGAAUACAUAGAAUUAAAAUACAUGACUCAUCGUAAUUCUAUGGGUGAAUAUAUCUACAUGAUCUCCCGGUGAAAGCUUUCUGUUUGUGUUAUAAGUACUGCUCUCUGUGUGAAUAUGGGCUUGUUGUGGAAAGCUCCAGUGAGCUGCAACACAGUCAGGAGAAAUGUGAUGCCUGCCUGAUAUUUAUUUAUGGAUCGAGUCAGUCUGACAUCAGAUCCAUCUAUUGUGUGCAGCCUAUUGGGCAAGGGUUACGCUAUUGAAUGACUGGUAGAUCCUCUUGAGUUUAGCUAAAAGGUGGGAUUUCCAGAUUACCUCUUUUACACCUGGACAGCUUCUGGUUAUGAACAACAUGGUAUUAUAUUGUAAAAAAACAGUAUUCUUCUUCUCUGGAUUUUGCUUGUGUUCCAGAACAUCAGGAGAGGUGGUGUCUGGAGUGGUCAGUAAAGUGUUUAACCAGCCUAAAGCCAGGGCCAAAGAGCUUGGCUCAGACAUCUGCCUCAUGUACAUAGAAAUCGAGAAGGCUGAGGUGGUUCAGGAUGAGCUCAUCAAAGGCCUCGAUAACAAAAACCCCAAGAUUGUUGUCACCUGUAUUGAAACUUUAAGGAGGGCACUUAGGUGAGUUGUUAAACUUCCUAGUUUCAUAUAUAUAUAUAUUUUCUUUACCCUAGCUAUUAUGUCAUUACAUACAUAGGCCUAAAUUCUGAAAUGUAACAUGAUUUGUUUCAUUUCCAGUGAAUUUGGCUCCAAAAUUAUUACCCUGAAGCCAGUGGUGAAAGUUUUGCCCAAACAGUUUGAGUCGAGAGAAAAGGCGGUCCGAGACGAGGCCAAACUACUAGCAGUAGAGAUCUAUAAAUGGAUCCGGGAUGCUCUGCGACCUCCUCUCCAGGGCAUCAACUCUGUUCAGGUGAGAUGACACUUCUGAACACUUUCAUACAGAGGCUCUUUCUCAAUUCAUCUUUCCUCAAUUUCUCACAUCCCCUCUCCUCUCCACCUUCUCAAAACUCAUAGGAGAAGAAGUUCUGAGGGGAGGGACUUUGGACCUUCUCCAAUAAUAGGAUUAUAGCAUGGAAUCGUGGAAAGACUAAUUGAGAUGCAGCCAGAGUUUCUCUAUGCUCAUAUGCAAUAUGGGUCUCCCAAAAUGCCGGAACAACGAUGAAUGGGAUGUCUAACAGUUGUGUUUCUUCCUCUUCCUUUCAAAGUUGAAAGAGCUGGAAGAGGAGUGGGUGAAGCUGCCGACGACGGCCCCUAAACAGAGCCGCUUCCUCCGCUCCCAGCAGGCCCUCAAGGCCAAGUUUGAACAGCAGCAGGCGGCUGGAGGAGACGAGGCAGACGGUAAGCUUUAUCAGAAAUAGUUUUGAUGUUCACAUUUAAGUAUUUUACCCCCUUUUUUCCUAGCCUGGGUGCCAGUGUGUUUGUGCUAUCUUGCCCACUCCUUAUGGAAAUGUUGGCUAGAUGGCACAAACAGUUCUGUGACUAGGCUGCUUUUUACCCCCUGCAGCUUAAUUCCAUUUGUGGAACGGUUGAUCUUCAUCGAUGGCUUUUGAGGGUGAAUUUGUGCUAUGCUUUAUAUCUGUGAAAGUUAACUUGAAAUGCCCAGGUGUUGUUGACAGACAAGAAGGUUGACGUAUGAUGGAAACUGGUCUUGAGAAAGGCCUUUGUGCUGAAACGUCGACAUCAAACCGUCUCCAAUAUAUCCCCUCGUCUUGUUUACUUUUUGUUCUAUAAUCUUACUAAUGAGAUGGGUCUAGGCCUACAAUAUCAGACGGUCUCAGUCUGUAAACUCUUUCAGGAGAUGACCAUGACAAACCUGCACCUCAGGUUGAUCCUUAUGAGCUGCUGGAACCAGUGGAGAUCCUCUCAAAACUACCUAAAGACUUCUAUGACAAAAUUGUAAGUUUGGGCACCAGUGCUUUAGGAAAGGCCCUAGUGGAUCUAUGGAUGUGAUAUAAUGCUGAAUGCUUCUAAAUUAUUUUAUAUUAUAAGGUUGAAUGCAAAUGUGUUUCUUGUAACAACGAUCUGAUUUUUAUCUGACCAUAGGAGGCCAAAAAAUGGCAGGAGAGGAAAGAGGCCAUGGAAGCGUUGGAGACCUUGGCUAAAAAUCCUAAAUUGGAGAAUGGUGACUAUGGGGACUUAGUCAGAGCACUAAAAAAGGUACAGUAA
Molecule: messenger RNA, 3160 nt
Organism: Coregonus sp. 'balchen'
Lineage: Eukaryota; Metazoa; Chordata; Actinopteri; Salmoniformes; Salmonidae
Source: the annotation of a GenBank genome assembly